Molecule: messenger RNA, 1518 nt
Organism: Dioszegia hungarica
Lineage: Eukaryota; Fungi; Basidiomycota; Tremellomycetes; Tremellales; Bulleribasidiaceae
Product: kinase-like domain-containing protein
Exons: 5
Coding region: 1-1518 (505 amino acids)
Biological process (GO): protein phosphorylation
Cellular component (GO): nucleus
Molecular function (GO): cyclin-dependent protein serine/threonine kinase activity; ATP binding
Source: RefSeq, a predicted model, not a curated record
AUGCAAACCACCCUCCCCCACCUCUCUACGGGGAUCCACGGCUCGGUCUACGCCUAUCGCAAGCCAGCCACCGCUGUAGAAGGGCAAAAAGAAGAGCGUGAAUCGGUGGAUCUUUCAGCUCACGGCCCGUCGGGCUGGGCAGUCGUCAAGGUCGUACGCGCCGGUCCAUCGGGAAAGACGCGUGAGCUCAAGCCUCACAAUGUUCUGAGAGAGGUGUUAGUGCUGCAGAAGGCGAAGCACCGCAACAUCGUCCGAGUUCUCGAUUAUGCCUGGUCCGAAAGCGUAUGGGAACAUCAGCUUGCUCUGCCGCUCCUAGCUAUCACCUUCCGCGUCCUGCUUGACUCCUCCCUACUCGAUGCUGUAGCCUCCAGGGCGGAACAAGAGGACCUACCCGACCUAUCCCGGCUUUCCGUCGCGUCCUCGCAUCCUCCUUCCGUCCUCGAGACUCUCUUCCGGUCCGUUGCUCUGCAGCUCCUCAUUGCUCUCGGACAUCUACACGCCCUCGGCAUCGCUCAUCGCGAUGUCAAGCCGGAGAACAUCAUGCUGGAUUGGGACGGGACGGUGGUGUUAAUCGAUCUCGGGAUCGCGUGGGACGAGGAGGGGGAAGAUUGGGGUACUGAAUGGAAAGAGGAUAGGGAGGAUAUGUGCUGUGAGGUCGGGACGGGACCAUACCGCGCCCCAGAGCUCCUCUUCGGCCCAAUCACAUAUGAUGCUGCGGCAAUCGAUCUCUGGGCGGCCGGCUGUGUCCUCGCUGAGUUCUUUACCGCGUCGGUCCAUCAUGCUGCGUUGGAUAUCGACCCGCUCGACCAAGAUUCGGACGCUAUGGCUGGGGACGGGCAGUGGGAUGCCAUCCCGGAUGAAGGACGUCAGAGCCUCUUCGACAGCACAUACGGCGACCUUGGCCUGGCGGGCAGUAUCUUUGGCGUGCGAGGCUCGCCGACUUCUACGUCCUGGCCGGCUUUCCAGUUUCUACCCGACUCAAACAAAGUCGCUUUCGCCGCUCGGCCUCCGCGACUCCUCGGGUACGUCCUGCCAGGGCUGGAAGCUCUUUUGGAUCCAGUGCCCGCGAGGGACUUGCUUGAUGCUCUGCUCGCGCUCGACCCAUCGCGGCGAAUACCGGCCGCGUCUGCUUUGCUGCUGGACGUCUUCGUCGCAGCGCCCGUCCUCGGAGAUAGGAGGCAAGGUCCAGCUGCUGGAGCGCGUAGGGGGUCGGAGCAUACCGGAUCUUCUGAGGGGUCUGCUGGAUCCGGCGAGGCGGCGUUGGGAGUAGAUGCAAACAUGACCUGGACCCGGGCGCUCACGUUUGACUUUACCAAGGACAUUCACAAUCUACCACCGAGUCACUCCCUGCUCGGUAUCCGUCAGCCACAGUCACCGCCGGUGCAUGACCGCUCUCGCGAGUCCUCUGGUCUCCUAGCUGGUCUCCUCCCUACUCGUACUGCGGUCCCUAGCAACUCCUCAUUCCUCUUCUCGGCUGAAUCUCGGAUGAAAACUCUGGCUCCUCAGAACUUUACGUAA